ACAUACACGAAUAUAGAUACAUACCUACAUCGUUAUCACCGGCGGUAGAUCGCUCCCAGCCAGAGACCACCACUGGCGGAUGAAAGGAGUUUCUGGAUUUCCGAACAAAGAUUAUUCAUAGAUGGAGUAUAAGGAAUACAAAAGGCUAUCCGACGACACAGAUGAUCUGAAUAACGAUCGAGAUAACCGGCUACUAUCCGAGAUGCGCAGCCACGAGCCCUUAGAAAUAAGUGACGAGAGACGGAAUAAUAUUAGAAACGACGAAGACCUUGGCGAAGGGAUUAAGGAUGAGGAGUAUUCGACUGAAAGCGAAGCUGCGAUAAGCGGGGAAGUUGAUAACGGAGAGACGGGAAUUACAUCGGAUACCCGUCGCGACAGGAUAUUGAAUGGCAUAAAUGGGAAGAUUAUAAAAAAAGUGUCCGAAGAUGUCGACGAGGUUGACGAGGAGAACAAUAAGGAUAAACCGGACGAAAAACACGAUAACGAAUCAUCGACAACGACAACGGCAUCGUCAACUUCGACCUCCGACGACGAGUCCGAGACGACCUCCGAGGAGAAAGUUGAGUCAUCCGAUGGAAAGGGGAAGGGUUCGCCUUUGAAAAAAGAGGAAGCUUCAAUCGCUGAUCACGUUGAAAAGGAUAAGCCGAAAGGAUUCAGCGAGGAUGUCGCAAAGGAUGUGGGAAAAAAUGACGACACUACCGACGAGAGUGACAUCGAGGAUGACCUUAUAUCGGCAAUCAACUACAACACGAUCACUUCUCUCGCUGCUCUCAAGGACAUGCUCCAGUCUUCCGGCGAGGAUUCCGACGGUGUUGAUAGUUUCUUUCACCAUUACUUCUUGUCCCACGUUAAUCGCCUCCCCUCUCGUAAUCAAACUCACAGCCCUUAUCCCUGGGGAAGACGACUUUCCGAAUGUCGGGAGGAGGAUGAGUACGAAGCUGACGAAGGCAAAAAUGCGGAGAGCGCGGCGAGCGGUUCCGCUUUGGCAAAGAAAAUGGAAAGAUCAUCGGACAGCGUGAGUUUGGCGAAGACCGUGGGCGACAGCUUGGGCACGAUAUCUUCGUCGAGCUCCACCUCAGAAAACUCAAUCUCAGAGCAAACGGACCAAACAGCAAGCAACGUGAUCACGGAGCCCCAGGCUGCGCCCCAAGUCGUAACGACUAGCAGGUUCACAACUUCUCAGACCUCGACGCCGUCCGCUUCAACCGUCACGUCCCCAACCUCCGGUAGUAAGCCACCACUUCGCCGACGGCACACCGCCGGUCCUGGAAUGACUUUUCCAGCCACGGAUCCACCAAGUUACUCGGCUAGCAUGACGUUCUCAAGGACGAGUCCCCUUCCCAGUCCGCAUCUUGACAAACGAUUCUUCGACUCUAGCCUCAUAGAGAUGAAAAGUCAGGCGAGUAGUUCUAGCACCCUCGACUAUGACUCGAACGAAGACAUAUGGGUACGGAGGGUGGAUUUUGUUCAGGAACGAAAGCGUCGGGAACUUGGUUCGCAACCAUUGCCAACAAUCGUAACCGAAGAUACCGACGUAUCUGGUCAGUCCGGGCAAGAUGAGGGUCACAGACCACGUGCUGGUACCUGGGGAUCGCAUUCUAGGAACAUCAGAAAAGCCUCAACAGGCAGUGCUCCAGGUUCGGGUAAAUCUACACCAUUACCUCAGCCUCACAGUGAUCAAUUGAGUUCUUCCUCCGGUUUUGUCAAAGCUUCAGGGCGAAAGUCCGCAAGUACACGAUCGGGGUCAAACAGUCGUAGCAACAGUACAGAGCGUCGGAAGAGCGGCGAUGACACAGCGAGCCCCACGAGAAAACCGGCACUUUUCGACGCCUUUCGACCGCGGAGUAAAUCGGACGCCAGUAAAACCAGAAAACCCAGUAUUAUUACGAAUAUGAAAAACGCCGUACAGCAUUCUUUGCAUCGGAGUGCUCACGUUAGUUCCUCUUCGGACGUAACUUCGGAGAAGGAGCAUCAUCACAAAGAUCAUAAGGACCAGAAGGAGAGCAAGGACUUGCAAAAAGAGGGAGGCAAGGAGCAAUAUUCGCGGCCGCGGGCUGGAUCGGAAAGCAGUCGGAAUCCUGUCAGCAAAGUGAUGGAUCUCAUUAGACAUCGAAGUCACAGUGUCGUCAGCACGGAAGACAAGCGGAAAGCGAGAGCAGCUGCACAGCAUCAUCAAAUCGCAGCACAAAGUGCUCUCAGAAGGGGUAGCCUGGACCCUGGGACCAGAAGAUUGUCUCUCGGGACGCCGGCAAUACCUCACAGGGCAUCCGACGCCUGUUUGGAUCCAGCACACGCCGCCAUAUUAUUCCGGGACUCUCGAGGACUUCCUGUGGUGGAUCCGUUCCUAGAAAAAGUUUCCAUCUCCGAUCUUGAGGAAGACGAAUCACAGAUCUUUGUAAAGUUCUUCAAAUUUCACAAAUGUUACGAUCUGAUACCUACCAGUGCCAAACUCGUUGUAUUUGACACCCAGCUGCUCGUUAAAAAGGCCUUCUUCGCUUUGGUUUAUAAUGGUGUAAGGGCGGCUCCGUUGUGGGACAGUUCUCGGCAAGAGUUCGUGGGAAUGCUGACGAUCACAGAUUUCAUAAAAAUUCUACAAAUGUAUUACACCAGUCCAUCCGUUACAAUGGAUGAGCUCGAAGAACAUGAACUCGAUACCUGGAGAAAAGUUCUGAAGGAUCAAGUUCAUCCGCUCGUCAGCAUUGGGCCAGACGCAUCCCUGUACGAUGCUAUUCGCACCCUCAUCAAGAACAGGAUCCAUCGUUUGCCCGUCAUUGAUCCUGACACUGGAAACGUCCUAUAUAUACUGACACAUAAGAGAAUACUCAGGUUCCUUUUCCUAUACAUUCUCGAGCUCCCGAGGCCUUCCUUCAUGAGUAAAACGCUGAGAGAGCUAAGGAUAGGAACAUUUGAGAACAUAGAAACAGCUACCGAAGAAACUAGCAUAAUCUUAGCGCUCAAGAAGUUCGUCGAAAGGCGGGUAUCGGCGUUACCGAUCAUAGACAACGAUGGAAAAUUAGUCAACAUCUAUUCCAAGUUCGACGUUAUAAAUUUGGCGGCAGAGAAAACUUACAAUAAUCUAGAUGUUUCGUUACGAGAUGCCAAUGAACACAGAAACGAGUGGUUUGAAGGGGUACAAAGCUGCAAGCUCGAUGAAACAUUAUUUACUGUAAUGGAAAAAAUUGUACGAGCUGAGGUCCACCGACUCGUCGUUGUAGACGACGAUGAUAAAGUGAUCGGUAUAAUUUCGCUAUCUGAUCUUUUAUUAUACAUCGUCCUGAGGCCAUGUGGCGAUGAUGAUGGUAGCAGUAACAAGGAUAGUUUAUUAUCCUUACGGGAUAAAGAUUCUGGAACGUCGAAAGAACCAAGUUUAGCCGCUUCCGAGGUCUCGCUCGUCGAUCACGGGGAUACCGAAGGAGACGAGGAUGCUGAUAAAGCGGAUAAUAACCGAACAACAGCAGUAGCAGUUGCAGAAGAACAAGUAACCCGUAGAAUACCUAGUCCUCCACUCAGUCCAACGGCAUCUGAUAUUUCGGACCACUUAUUAGUAACCCAAUCACAGGAGCCAACAUGGCGAGAAGUGACAGUCUCUGGAGGCGAAUAACGACAUCCUAGUUAGUCUCGACUGGUAAAGCAUUAUUUUCUACAGCCUAAGCAACCUCACCCACUCGUCAAGGGAUAUCUAACUAAACUGAAGUAUAGCGAUCACGAUGCUUUUGCUACAAUGCAAGUACACCUAUAAUCUCCGGAGAGUCAUCAAAGAUAAUCAGAGUGAAGUUUCUUAUGUAUUUUACAAAUAUGUCCAGUUAUUCGUUUUAUAUCCAAUUCCAAUUGAGCAAUUCAAUUCAUAUUUCGCAGCAAGCAGUAGAGUCUAAUUUUAUAUAAUAGUAUAAUUAUCAUCGUACACUAAUUGAUUCGAUUCAUUUUCACCGUUAGGUUUGAAACUAGCAUGCAAUUAUGGCCAUCAGCAUAUUGUUUUGUACAUCGAGAAAGGACCGUAAUUGAUUAUUGAUAUGCAUAAUAAUAUUGUAUAACGUUAUAACUGUACGAGGUUAAAGUAAAUGAAGCAACAAAAAGUUAAACACUAGUAAUUUGUGAUACUUUGAGAGGGUUUACUUAAUGAAUAAUGCAAACCUUUGCCUUCCGCGGGUGAUUUUUAAAGUCAGAAACGGGUUUGAAAAAAAAAAUAAAAAUAUUACCAUAUGCGAUCAUAUUAGGGGUGUUGAAAUGAAAAUCUAAUUAUUCGAAAUAUUUGAAUUAUUUGUGAUUUAAAAUUACUUGUAUACCCCUAGAAUAUAUGUACACGAAUAAUGAUGAUGAUAAUAAUAAUAUUAACAAUAUUAACAACAACAAUAACAAAGAAUAAUAACACCAUCUGUAAAUAUAGAUAUUAUAAAUUACUAUAUUAAUAAGUAUGAAAUGAAUUUAAACAAUGAAAUAUGAUUAGAAGCUUACAUCAGAAGCCAGGCAACUUGAAAUAAUUCUGAGAAAAUUUCUGAGCUUCUGGUAAGCCACACACAGUUUUGUAGAACAUUGCAAAAAUUAUAAGCAUCAAUAAAGCCGCCAAGUACAACAAUG
Messenger RNA from Neodiprion virginianus, 4575 nucleotides. It is a transcript of the gene SNF4Agamma, whose product is annotated as dentin sialophosphoprotein. The transcript is spliced from 16 exons. NCBI's taxonomy places the organism in Eukaryota, Metazoa, Arthropoda, Insecta, Hymenoptera, Diprionidae. Bases 122 to 3601 code for a protein of 1159 amino acids. The record is from RefSeq and is a predicted model, not a curated record.